AUGUCACUUAAUUUCUGUCAAGAGUGUCUGCAAAUAAACUCCUUAAAUUGGUCUAAUGAAAAGGAGGUCCUAGAUGAAGAUGCCACCUGUUGCAAUUUGGAAGGCAAUUCUAACUUAUUAGGUACUUCUUGGAAUAAUGCUAAGAAACCUAUGCACAUUAAUGUGGAGUUUUUGCCUAGAUAUAUUGGGGUUGAGAAGGAUAGGUUAACUGUUUCUCAUAAGGGUAGAGGUUCUCAUUUAGAAGUAGGCACAGUUCAAUCAGAUAUGCCAAUCCCAACAAAUUGCCAAGUAUACUAUUUUGAAGUAUUGAUAAUAGAGUCUCAGAACCAGGCGAAAUGUACAGUAGGAAUUGCAGCUAGAUAUUAUUGGACUAAUAGAGAACCAGGGGCUGAUAAAGCCUCAAUAGGGUAUAGAGGAGAAGAUGGAAAGAAAAUAGUGAAUGGAAAUAGAUAUGAAUCUUUUGGUCCCAGUUUUGGCAAAGGUGAUAUUAUUGGAUGUGGAAUUGACUUUAAUGCUAACAGUGUUUUUUUUACUUUAAACGGAAGGUUUAUUGGUAUUGCAACUGAUGUUUUAGAUUGUGUGGACUACUAUCCAACAAUAAGCCUAUACCACUCUCAAGAUAUAGUUUAUGCUAAUUUUGGAUCUAAGAAUUUUGCUUUUCACCUGGAGGAAUAUAUAAUGAAGAAUUUGAUGAUUGACUUAAAUAUCAUUUCUCAGGUUAAAGUUGAUUCUGGUACACUAAGAGAAUUGAUUAGAGGUUACUUACUUGUAGAGGGUUUUCAAAGAACACUAAAGAUUUUUGAUGAAACCAGUAAAGCUACUAUUACAGAUGAGUUAUCGGAAAAAAAAUCAGAUAUAAAAAGUGAGAAGCUAUCUAUUAAUCAAACAAAUAACAUAUAUUACUCAGAAUUGUUAAAUUUAUCGCUUAUACAAGAGUACUAUGAAGAAAAUAAUGAUAGUUCUCAAUUACAGAUGGAAAUACUUGGUUCACUCUUUUCUGAGAAACUUGAAAAAAGUGGUAAUGAAGAACAACGUAUAUGUAAGGGAACAAGAGGAAAUUAUCUUGUACGUAGAAAUACUGAAGAACUGUGCAAUAUACAACAUAAACCAAAUAUUUCGGCAAAUAAAAUAAAAAGUGAAGAUUUUGGAUUUCUAAUAGAUGUACAUUUAGAAGUGUCUUUGAAGAUCCGCUCUAGUAUAAGAAAUUAUAUUUUAAAUGGUGACAUCAAAAGUGCUCUGGACUUGAUUGAGAAUUUUUACCCUGAAAUAUUGGAUAAGAAUGAGCCAAUGACAGCUUCAAUAAUUCUCCAUAUCCAGAGUGCAAUAGAAGAAUUUGCAGAAGAUUUAAAUAGAGAUCUCAAAACUUUUGAUAAAGAUCUCUCUGUACUUUUAUAUUUACAAAACUUCCUAGGUGAUAUGAACUUUAGAGAAAUGUUUGAUAAACAAAAUAUAAUCAAUAGAUCAAAUUAUAAUUUAUGUUGUAUUGAGAAGAUGAUUGAUGAAUGUUGCUUUUUAUUUGCUUCAACUGAUAUUAUUGAUGAAGAUUUUCUUCUUAAGACAAGGAAACGAUGUUUAAAGGUUAUAAUGCAAGCAAUGUUCUAUCUUAUUCUAAGAGAUGUAUACAAUGGAAAUAUACCACGUCAAUUAGCUAUAAACAAGAAAUUUAGUGGAGUGAUUGAAAAUAAACUAAAUUUUUGCGAAGGCUCAUGGAAACCUUGUCCCUGGUCUCCUAUUGAGACUUUAGUUAGAUAUAUUGUUGCUACUCGAUUAGACAUUAAGAAUAAGAAUUAUGGAAGAGGAAUAGCCCCAAAUCCUACAUUACUAUGCUUUGCAACUCCAAAGAUGGUUAAGGAUCAUAUCUUUAAUGAGGAAUUUCAAAUAUUAUAG
Messenger RNA from Cryptosporidium muris RN66, 1887 nucleotides. RefSeq names its product SPRY domain-containing protein. NCBI's taxonomy places the organism in Eukaryota, Apicomplexa, Conoidasida, Eucoccidiorida, Cryptosporidiidae. The record is from RefSeq and is a predicted model, not a curated record. Gene Ontology annotation, molecular function: protein binding. The coding region runs from base 1 to 1887 and encodes 628 amino acids. The transcript has a single exon.